AUGGAGUAUGAUGCAGACCCUUUGCACAGAGGAGUUCCAGCAAACGCCACCGGGGUAAAAACUCUCGUUACACCUCAAAACAUAACAAUUCGUUAUAAGGAACCUGGGAAGGAAGGUGUAUGUGAGACUACGCCUGGUGUGAAUUCGUACUCUGGAUAUAUCGACCUUGAUGCCAACUCACAUACCUUCUUUUGGUUCUUUGAAGCCCGAAACGACCCUGCAAAUGCACCAGUCACUCUAUGGCUGAAUGGUGGACCGGGUUCCGAUUCUAUGAUUGGUCUCUUUCAAGUCACUGGUAUCUAUGAGAACGCUUCCUAUGCCGGGGCACAGGGAAGGUAUCCUGUCAUCAAUGCGACAGCUCUUGAUACUACAGAUCUUGCGGCUGUGGCCGCUUGGCACGUUCUGCAAGGGUUCCUCGGUGGUUUACCCCAACUCGACCCGGCUGUCAAUCUUACUACGAAAAAGGAGUUCAACCUAUGGACAGAGUCUUAUGGUGGUCACUAUGGUCCCGCCUUCUACAAGUACUUCUAUGACAGAAACCAGGAAAUCGCAAAUGGCACUAUUGCAGGCAUCCACCUCGACUUCAACACCCUUGGUGUUGGCAAUGGAAUCAUUGACGAAUACAUUCAGGCACCAUUUUAUCCUGAGUUCGCUGUAAAUAAUACAUAUGGCAUCAAGGCUUAUAAUGACACAGUCUACAACUUUGCAAAAUUUGCUCUGAAUAUGGGUAACGGCUGCCUUGACCAGAUUAAAUUUUGCCGCGCGACAAACUUGACGACGGCCGCAGAUCAAGCAGUAUGCACUGAAGCCGAGAAUAUCUGCAGAGAUACCGUGGAGGGAGUUUACUAUACGUUUGGAGGACGAGGAGCAUACGACAUUCGACAUCCUUAUGCCGAUCCUACUCCACCAACCUAUUUUAUGGAUUUCUUAAACUUAGCUUCUACGCAGGCUGCUUUGGGUGUCAACCUAAAUUACAGUGCGGACUCCAAUUUGGAAGUUUACUAUACUUUCCAGCAGACUGGAGAUUUUGUCUAUCCGACUUUCUUGGAGGAUCUAGAAUACUUACUCGCAAACGACGUUCGAGUAUCGCUAUACUACGGUGAUGCGGAUUAUAUUUGCAAUUGGUUUGGCGGGGAAGCCAUUUCUUUGGCCGCGAACUACACUCACAGCGCCGAAUUUGCGGCAGCAGGUUAUGCUCCUUUCGUAGUUGAUGGAACAGAGUACGGAGAAGUGAGACAGUAUGGGAAUUUCAGUUUCUUGAGAGUCUACGAAGCAGUACCGUACUACCAGCCAAUAGCAAGUUUGGAAUUUUUCAGACGAACAUUACUUAACCUCGAUAUUGCCGAUGGAAAAUCGAGGCUUACGAGUAAUUAUUCAAGCCCAGGUAUCGCUUCAGCCACCCAUACUGAACCCUUUGUCGCUUUGCCAUCAUCGACAUUAGGUUAUAGCACGGCAGCUGCUGGACUACCUAACUGGCAAAGAUAG
This is a messenger RNA of Sclerotinia sclerotiorum 1980 UF-70, 1485 nucleotides long. RefSeq lists its product as hypothetical. Gene Ontology annotation, biological process: proteolysis. Lineage: Eukaryota; Fungi; Ascomycota; Leotiomycetes; Helotiales; Sclerotiniaceae. Gene Ontology annotation, molecular function: serine-type carboxypeptidase activity. Bases 1 to 1485 code for a protein of 494 amino acids. Gene Ontology annotation, cellular component: fungal-type vacuole. The record is from RefSeq and is a predicted model, not a curated record. The transcript has 10 exons.